AUGUCCGACGGGUGCGACAUAUCCGCGACGCGACAUCCUAAAUGUCGCAAAUUUAUUCCCAGGAAAUCCCCGGAAAAGGCUGGCGAAGCUCGCGACAGGAAACGACUUUUGCCGGGAAUAGUUUUAGGAUUUUUUUCAUCAGAACACGAAUAUUCUAAAAACAGAAGACGUUCUUUACCUAAAUCAUUAAUCCCAUUAUUAUAUAUUUCAUAUAUAUAUGGAAUAUUUUGA
Debaryomyces tyrocola is the source of this 231-nucleotide messenger RNA. Lineage: Eukaryota; Fungi; Ascomycota; Pichiomycetes; Serinales; Debaryomycetaceae. The record is from the annotation of a GenBank genome assembly.